Messenger RNA from Sinocyclocheilus anshuiensis, 2245 nucleotides. RefSeq names its product paired mesoderm homeobox protein 1-like. The record is from RefSeq and is a predicted model, not a curated record. Gene Ontology annotation, molecular function: DNA-binding transcription factor activity, RNA polymerase II-specific; RNA polymerase II cis-regulatory region sequence-specific DNA binding. The coding region runs from base 539 to 1276 and encodes 245 amino acids. The transcript has 4 exons. NCBI's taxonomy places the organism in Eukaryota, Metazoa, Chordata, Actinopteri, Cypriniformes, Cyprinidae. Gene Ontology annotation, biological process: regulation of transcription by RNA polymerase II. Gene Ontology annotation, cellular component: nucleus.
UUCAUUUACAAUUCACUCCACUGCAUGCCAGUGAGCGCGCCGUUUGAAGUGCCAGAACGUGUGUGUGUGUGUGUAUGUGUGUGUGAGUGAGCAGAGAGCACGGCUUAGAGCAGAGGAGAGAGCCAACGGCUUCGGGAAGGCGGUGGAGUGUCCUGCCUCCUCUCGCUGCUUUACACGCAUGCAUCUGAAAGGCAUCAGCAUUUCUGGAUCGGCGCUCAGUCAACAGCUUUGGAGCUCGGGGAGUUUUUCCCCCUAUUGAAGCAACAAUAUUUUGUAGAAAGAGAUUAUAUGGCUACGAGGGAACGGAUUCAACAGACUUCGUGGUCUUUAUAGUUCUAUUAAGUUCCACCAAGUUUUAGACCAGGUUGAAAUAUUGCUCCACCUGGAUAAGUAGCUAUCAUAGUCAGCAAAGGCAAAGAAGACAUCGGUUUGGAGGCGCUGUUUCUUAUGAGUUUGUCUUCAAAUAUAGGUUACGCAAGGAGGACCUGUUUGGUUAACCUAAUACACAGUUUUUUUUCUCUUGUAUCGUAUUUGCGUCAUGACUUCUAGCUAUGCCCAUGUAAUGGACAGACAAGCAACCAUAUCCAGCAGACUGGAGAGUCCCAUUACAGCCAACCUGGAAAACCUGCAAGCCAAAAAGAACUUCUCGGUGAGCCACCUGUUGGAUCUAGAGGAGGCUAGAGAAAUUGUCGGUUCUCAGGCGGACGAAAGUGUUGGCGAAACGGGCAGGACUAUGCUGGAAUCUCCGGGUUUAACCAGCGGCAGUGAUUCAACACAACAGGAGAAUGAGCAGCUGAACUCAGAAGAAAAGAAGAAGCGUAAACAAAGGAGGAAUAGAACCACGUUCAACAGCAGCCAGCUGCAAGCGCUGGAGCGAGUGUUUGAGCGGACACACUACCCAGAUGCCUUUGUUAGAGAAGACCUGGCACGCAGGGUCAAUCUCACCGAGGCUAGAGUUCAGGUGUGGUUCCAAAACAGACGGGCAAAGUUUCGGCGCAAUGAGCGGGCAAUGCUGGCCAGUAAGAACGCUUCACUUCUCAAAUCAUACUCAGGCGAUAUAACGGCAAUGGAGCAGCCUAUCGUCCCCCGUCCUGCACCACGUCCGAACGACUACCUGUCCUGGGGGAGCGCAGCCCCGUACAGCACCAUGGCAACCUACCCACCCUCUUGUGCCAACACCACUUCCACCCAGGGAAUGAAUACGGCCAACAGCAUUGCUAACCUGAGACUGAAGGCCAAAGAGUACAGCCUCAACCAGGUGCUCACUGUCAACUAAGCCUGAAACGAGGGACGAGAUGAGGGGACAAAGAGAAGCAAGAGAUGUUGAGAAGAGAAGAACGCAGAGGAGCUGGAUUAGUUUGGCCUUCUGCAGUGUCAGAUCAGAGUGGAUGUGACUUUUCGCCCCCUCCUAAAACAAUGGAAUUGCAUUGGUGUCCCUCUCAUUUGGCUUUUUUCUUCAUCACAGAUGAAGGUAUGUUUUUGAGAAACUUAAUCUCAUUUUGUACUGAUCUGAAGAUUGUAAAGGCGGCGCAAGGUCUGCUCUUUGGAGAACAAAUCAACGAGCAGGGCUCCGCUAAAUCCGUAAGAAGUGGCAGACGGAGCGUCUGGAUGGUGUAAGCUGUUCUUUCCUUGUUCUUUUUUGGCUUCAUUUUGGGUCGAACCGGACGGAAAGUAAAGACACUUUCAUGGCAAACAAUGGAGGACUGUUGUUCACCAUUCACCACUGAAUGGUUUAAAUUACACAAGAAGUUUAAUGCUGAGAUUUGGCAAAAUAGUGACCCAAAAUGUCUCCACAUCUACAUCCAGUAGAAUUAAGACACAUUUGUGGACUUUAAUCAGUAAAAAUGAGAGGUUUAAAACUAUCAGUGCUGAUGGGAACACUGGGGUCGGAUUACAUCUUUUAAUGUCUUGAAUAUUACACCAGUUUAUAAUAAAUACUGUGCCCCAUGGUGACCAAUGUAUCUGCUCACAGUGCAUUAACACAACUAUGUUUUUUUUUUUUACCAGUUAUAUUUUCCUUCUUAUAUUUGGAAACCAUAUAGUAAUAAAACAUUUUCAAGCAAUAAAUCUUAUACUAUUGUGUUGAAUCCUACAGUUGAAGAGACAUGCAUAUUUGUUUUUGCUGUUUUUGCUAAAUGCUCAUAUUUGACAAACUGUUGCAGGCAACAGUAUUAUUACUUCAAAAUGACCUUACAAAAUAUAUCCGUAUGUUACAUUUCUUGCUUUAUGUUAGUCAAAACACCAA